Vitis vinifera (wine grape) is the source of this 603-nucleotide messenger RNA. Its product is annotated as transcription factor MYB46-like. The transcript is spliced from 2 exons. Lineage: Eukaryota; Viridiplantae; Streptophyta; Magnoliopsida; Vitales; Vitaceae. Bases 1 to 603 code for a protein of 200 amino acids. The record is from RefSeq and is a predicted model, not a curated record.
AUGAGAAGAGAUCGAUGGUCACCGGUUGAAGACGGCAAACUCUCUCGAUAUAUAGAGAGAAAUGGUGGUGAGCCAAGCUCCUGGGAAAAUGUCCCAAGGGAUGCGGAGCUGAGUUUGAGGACUGCGAAGAGUUGUAAGCUAAGGUGGAACACCAAGCUGAGGAAAGAUAUCAACGAAAAUCCCUUAUCUGCAGAGGAAAAAGCCACCAUUAUCCGAUUCCAAAAGCAGCAUGGCAAUAAGUGGGAAGAAGUAGCAAGGCUCCUGCAAGGGAGAACGGCUACUAUGAUAAAAAAUUUCUGGAAUGCCCUUCAGAAGAAGCUUUCGAAAAAAGACACACAAGUUUCUCCCAGGAACCCAGUUGGGAUCGCUUUCGGAGCUACGAGUAGUCCUGAUGCAAGUUCCAUUCCUGCUCCGGUUUCAGCCUCACUGGAGCCCUCCAAGGCCGAUCAAGGAGUGGAGAUCGUCGAGGACACCCCAGCUGAAAAAUAUAGUGACUAUUUCUUACAAGAACUUCUUAGGGACCAAGAACCGAGUGACCGUUUCAUGGAAAAUAUUUUCACUUCGUCUCCUGAUGCUGAUGGAUCACAAAAUAUAAUAAAUUAA